AUUUAACAAAUCAUUGAUACUAGUUUUAAAAAGCUCAUUUUUAUCUCUCUCUCUCUCUUACAAUACAAGCCUUCACUGUGGUUGAAUCGAAAGCUAUGUCUCAGACCGUUGUGCUCAGAGUGGCUAUGACAUGCGAGGGAUGUGUUGGAGCUGUGAAAAGAGUCCUUGGGAAAAUGGAAGGUGUGGAGUCGUUUGAUGUGGAUAUAAAGGAGCAGAAAGUGACGGUGAGAGGCAACGUGCAGCCGGACGCUGUUUUGCAGACGGUAUCCAAAACCGGAAAGAAAACAGCUUUCUGGGAAACCGAGGGUGAAACUGCCAAGGCCUAAGGAGAGAAGCAGAGCAUUUUCAUGUGUCUCUGUUUUGUUUUAAUAAAAUCUAUGUGGAGUCCUGUUGAGUGUUGAUCUCUGGAGCUACCCCUUUUCUGUUUUAGUCAUUGAGUUGUUGUCUUUUUUGUAACAUUUGUUUUUAUCAGACCUCCUAUACAUUACCUAUCACUGGUCGCGGUUUUGUUUAGCAACAAACAAGUUUGAGACAAUGUACCAAACGAUGAAAAUAUUUGAGAUUACCGUUAGUUGUUCUGUGUCAA
Messenger RNA from Camelina sativa (false flax), 586 nucleotides. Its product is annotated as copper transport protein ATX1. Lineage: Eukaryota; Viridiplantae; Streptophyta; Magnoliopsida; Brassicales; Brassicaceae. The record is from RefSeq and is a predicted model, not a curated record. Gene Ontology annotation, molecular function: metal ion binding.